This is a messenger RNA of Mycena citricolor, 11370 nucleotides long. NCBI's taxonomy places the organism in Eukaryota, Fungi, Basidiomycota, Agaricomycetes, Agaricales, Mycenaceae. The record is from the annotation of a GenBank genome assembly.
UCUGCAGCCGCCUUGUGCAGUCACCGCACAACCUCUCAGUGAUCGACUGAAAUGGACAACGACUCCAUCCUUCAAAGCGCCAGUGAGCUGCAGACUGCUUACGAAAAUACCAACAUACAUCUGGCGAGCUAUGCCGCAUUGUUCAAUGCUCACGCGGAGGAGAACGAGAUUGACGUUAAGGAUCCCGCUGUGACAGCCCAAGAUCUCGCCAUACAAACGGCUUUUCUGCGCAAACUGAAGUUUCGGUAUCUCGAACAGAAUGCCAAAUCCAAGUAUGUGACUGCUAUCGUGAGCGACAUCGACGACGCUACGAUUGUGACUGCCGAAGACAAUAAAGAGCUGGAGGCUAUAUGUGAAGAGAAGAAGGAAAAAUUGCGCACGGCCAAGGCAGGAUUAGCUGACGCACGGGAUCAGCUACGGGUAGGGGAACUUGAGGUCGAACGAAAAUACAGCAAACUCAAGGACGCAGCUACCAGGGCUGCUGUUUUGCGCCAGAAGAUCAUCGACGCACGCCUCGCCCUUACCCGGAUCCGUCACAGCCACCCCGAGCCGCGCUUGACGAUCUCUGCCGCCGAACAGCGACUAUCUGAACAAGUGGACGCGAUGCAAACGCUCAGUGACCGCAUAGAACAGAGGAAGAAAGACGUCCACGACAUCAAGGGUAAGGUGAAGGCGGGCACACAGGCACUGGAGACGUUAAGGGCCGAUCGAGCUGAGGUGGAGAAAGCGGUCAAGGCGGCAGGUGUGAAUGAGGACGACAGUCGUUUGAUGCCUAUCUAUGAACAGCAUAUCGUCUUGCUUGGCUUAUUGCGCAAAAGCGGGUUCAUCAUGGAAGAAUUCCAGAGUGUGUCCGACAACGAAGUGCGAUUAAGAUAUCUGAUCGGGCGGCGGAAAAUCACAGUGGAACUGCUGUAUAAACCCAACACGACGCAGCUGGGUAAGGCGAGCGUGCUGGGUAUGGAAGAUCUGGAGGUUGAUUUGUCGGAGCUGGUGGAGGAGCGUGUUCUUGCCAACGAUGCGCCAGGGUUGAUAUCUGCUGUACACGCUUUGGCUCGCGCGGCAGCUUAACAACCCAUUUGCUGAAUUCAUCAUCGAGUCAUCCUGUGAUGCGGUUGUGGCUUCAACACACGUGCCUUUGUAAUAUUGUAUCUAGUCCCUGUAUUACUAUUGUCUAGGUGGUUCUGGCGUGAAUAUUGCCAUGCAGACCGACUCGACCUUCAUUCGGCACAUAUACGUCCUACUGGUGUAACAAUGAAACGCUUUCUUGUAACCAAGAAAGUUGCUCGGAUAUGCACAUCAUUUGAUCGUGUAUCAGCUGUUAUCAUUCGGAUCAAUGCUUAAUCACACUAGACCGAUCUAUGUCAGUCCAACGAUCUGUCAGAACUUACGUCUCAUACCGCCCGCGCUCCCACCGCGCGCCACGCGAUCUUUCCUUUUUCUUCCUUGUUCUAGGCGACAAACGGAGAGGACAGAGCACAGACCACGAAGCGAAUCAUCGGACUGUCUCGUAAGCUCAUUCUCUGACAUCACUCUGGACGUCAAGUGCACAUAGGGGGAACGCGUCUCACACUCACCCAAGAUAGUCAGUCGCGUGCUUCUUCUGCUCUCCAAACAGUUAUACCCCGGCGUCGAGUUAUGUGAUGGCGCCCAAUUUUCUCUCGAAACUGGUCAAGGCCCCCGCAGCAACGCACCCGAGAGAUCGCUCCCUUAGCUCAUCGUCCCCCAUUUCGCCAUCCGACACUCGUAGCCAAUCGCCAUCGACUGUGGAGUCUUCGUCACGGAAUGGUUCGACCCUUGGUCACUCUGGUCGCAGCAGUGGGAACCCUAGCGUGACAGUCAUCCCACCAUCGCCUGUCGUGGCCAAUGAUGCGAGUCCCGAGCAUCCCGUGCCGCCAAAACCAGCAGCAGCUGCGCCUCCCAUCGAAGGACUUCCUGCUACCACUCCAUCGCGCCCACCUACUCCAAAGGGAUCCAAGUCGAGUCAAGUGCCAACACCUCCGCCUCCCCCGCUUCGCACGCAAUCUUCCAAUAAGUCGCUGAAACGACAGCAAGUGACGAACGCGCAACCCCCAGCUGUGCCAAAUCUGCCGGAUCCGGCAGCCUCUGCUGAGGUGCGCAAGGGCAGACCUGAACUCGUUGACUCUCCUCCGCCAACAAGGUCCCGAGAAAUGAGUCCAGUGUCGUCUAUGGGUGGAUCCCCUCCUCCGAGCCGCCGAGACACUGAUGUGUUCUCGGUCACAUCCUCCAAGGGUGGAAAGAGCAAGUCGCCGUCCCGGCCGUGGAAACGCAGCGUCCCGAAGAAGCCCGUUGGCUUGGCUGGCGCGCUGGCAGCGACAGGGCUGGCAAUGGCGAACCACGGCAUGUCAGUAGACCACCAGACGACGAUGAACCCCCAGGUCAUGAACACUGGCGAGGCGAGCGGAGGCGGCCCGUCCCUCGUGACGUCUCCUCUGCAGAGUCCGCAGAUGUCGGCCCGCCGCAGAGCGACUAGCACCGCCAGCCCAGAGCCGGCAGCGUCCCGACAUCGCAGACAGAACACGAGCACCAGUACCAAAUCUGGCGACAAACGCGAGCACCGGCGGAGACAGACGACGGGCUCGGCCGUGAGCCACGAGGAUGCAGAUGAGCAUCAAGGAGCAUACUAUUCCGGUCUGGAGGACAGUUCUGACGGAAACACGACUGAUACGGAAGAUGACGACGAAAGUGGACUGGAUCUGGAUCUUGGAGAGGAUGAUAUUCCGGUGACCGGUUUCGCAGUCGCCAGCAAUAAACGAAAUGCCGACUUUCACGAACUGUUCCCGGGCAUCCCAGAAGGGGAUUAUCUUAUUGAUGACUAUGGAUGCGCUCUACAGCGCGAUAUUCUUGUACAAGGACGAAUCUACGUCUCUGAGAACCAUCUCUGCUUUCACGCCAACAUUUUUGGCUGGGUCACUGAUUUAACGAUUUCCAUUUAUGAAAUUACGACCCUGGAGAAGAAAGUAACAGCUUUUGUUAUACCCAACGCUAUUCAUGUGGUCACCCCGCGGGCGGACUAUACCUUUGCUUCCUUCUUGUCCCGCGACACGACUUUCGACGUCAUUCACAACAUCUGGCGACUGGUCCGCCCCAGUGACGCCAUCUCUAUCGGCUCAGGCUCCGUUGCAAACGACACGGGACUGACAAUCCCCGAAGGCACCCUCAUCGGAUCGGGUCCCGCAGCAGCAAAUGAGCACAAGGCAACGGUCUGCGCGUGUGGCAAACAGGGAGCUCACUUCUCAGAGACGGCCCUCGAGAUUGUCAUACCUGGUACUCCUGAACGGAUCUACAACUUGAUCUUCGCCAGCGGAUUUAUCAAAGAGUUUAUGGCUGUAAAUCAGAAACUGACUGACAUCCAGGUAUCGGACUGGUCUCCUGCUACGCCCGGGUCGAAGCUGCUCACUCGCAACAUGUCGUAUAUCAAACCUCUGAACGCGAGCCUGGGGCCCAAGUCGACGAAAUGCGAGAUCCGAGACGAGCUUGCACACAUCGAUUUCGACGAUUAUGUGUCGAUGCUGACAACCACUCGGACACCUGAUGUGCCCAGUGGCGGCGUGUUUUCUGUCAAGACGCGAACGUGCAUUAUGUGGUGCACGUCGUUCUCGACCAAGGUUGUGGUCACUACUCAGGUGGACUGGACCGGGCGUAGCUUCAUCAAGGGCAUCAUCGAAAAGUCGGCCAUCGACGGCCAGAAGGUGUACCACGGUGAUCUGGACAAGGCGAUGCGAGGGUACAUCAAAGAGCAUCAGUCUGAGUUCAUGCCAGAGGGCGUGGAUCUGGCAGCCGCUGCUGUACCCGAGCUUGCGGCCGAGGCCUCGACCGCCGCAGUCAAUGUCGCAGAGCCCACCGAACAAGAGAAACGCAAAGCACGCCAGGGUCGCGGUCUACAAUGGGCCUGGGACACGUUCGACGGCGCCUACCGUGUCGCCAAGACGAGCACCAAAGGAGCACUCGAGCUCCUGCGCGAUGCCUGGGACAACUCAAACUCGACCAGCAUCCUCUACGUGCUCAUAUUUGUGCUCUUGCUGAGUAACAUUUGGACGUACAUGCGCAUGGGCUCAGCCGCGGAGAAGACUCAAAGGAGGCACCGCGAGCGCGUCAGGAACGAGGAUCGCGAAGAGUGGGUCGCGGGUGUCGUCACUGCGCUGUGGGACGAGCUCUCGUCCGGGAAGAAGCUGCCGCCCACGGCCCAAGCUCCCUCUGCCUCGCUUCCAACCGAUGCCAAAGCAGAACUCGCGUCGAUUCUCAGUACUCUGGACUUGAUAGAUGAGCGGGUGAGGCUGGUCCGUUCCGGUCUGGCUGCGAUUGAAGCUCCAGCGAAAGUCGGGACAAUCGGGACGGAGCUUUGACGUAACAUAUCUACGAAGAGGUGUACGACGAACAAACCUGUAUUUUCAUCUUUGGUUUCCGCGCUGAGACACACGCCUUGUAAGCGGAAAGCAAUUCAUCAGGCAUUCAAGAGCUGCUUGUCUGUCCCGCCUCUUUGAAAGUCUGCAGGGCUGCCCAAGCUUUUCCAGACGUUAUGCUCUCCAAUGCCAGCUGCGUUCCAUUUGAAAUCCGUUGCGAUCCCGGCCACCACCAGCAACGCAGAUGCGUUGAUCAGCACGAAAUCCAACACAGCCUUCAUGGCCACUGGGAUGUCUUUUCCAGAUGUCAGCAACUUCUUGAACGUCUCUGCGUUCUCAGCAGGGGAUCCGCCGCCCACAGCCUUCAGAGGAUGGGUCUCGACCCCAAAGUCCGCCGGGGUGAGUGUGAGCUCGGUCACCCGUCCGUCCUUCAGCUCCCAGGCAUGGGUCGGGCCGGCACAGCUGAUCUCGUCGAGCUUCUCGAAACCACACACGACGAGCGCGUGGGAGACGCCGCCCUCGCUGAGCGACCGCGCGAACGUGCGCCCGAUCUCCGGCUCCGCGAUCCCGAGGACCAUGCCCUGCGGGCUGGCGGGGUUGAUCAGCGGCCCGAGGAUGUUGAACAUCGUGCGGAACGGGAGCGCCUUGCGGUACGGCGCGAUGAAGGCGAGCGCGGGGUGGUAGUGGGGCGCGAGGAUGAAUGUGAAGGGGACGCGGGGGAUGGGCGUCGUCGUCCCCGGCGUGGGCGCGGUGAAUGUGCAGCCCAGAGCCUGAAGUAGGUCCGCCGAGCCCGAGCUGGAGGUGGACGCGCGACUGCCGUGCUGCGGUGAUGCGUCAGGGACGUAUGGGGAGGUGCAAUCGAUCGCGCAUCAGACCUUGACUACUCGGGCACCGGCGCCCGCCGCGACUAUCCCUGCGGUCGUGCUUACGUUGAAUAGGUUGAAGCCAUCGCCUCCGGUGCCGACGACGUCUACGAUGAAAUCGCCUUCCCGAUCUUCGAUGGUGGCUUUGAGGGACCGCUCUCGCAAGACCGCCGCUGCUGCAGCUAGCGACUCCGGCCGCCUCUCGACACGGUGGAUGUGCAGCGCAGUCAAGAACGCGCCGAUCUGGACGGGGGAAACGGCGUCAGGCGUGAAGAGGUGGUUAAGCGCAAGAGUGAGAUCUUCUGGAGUAAAGUACUCGGGUGUCUGCACGAGCCUGUCGAGAAGAGGUUUAAACGAGUCUGAUGAGAAAGAAGCCAUGAUAAUGUGCGAAGAGAUCUGGGGGACGACUGUGAUGACUCGGAGAUCUUCAGUCGUUCGUGAUCGCGUCUAUUGACCCUUAUUUGGCCCGUGAGCAACUCACCGCUCACUCCGCUGACCAACACCGUUCACGACUCCGCAUGGCGCAAAAUGGGGACCUGUACAACCUCGAAUUCUUGUCGCUGGUCGCCAAAAUCGUGCAGGAAAUCGACAACCACACGGGCAUGAACGACAAGACGCUCGCCGAAUUUGUGAUCGCUCUCCACGAACAGUCGAAACAGAGCCUGCCCGCAUUCAAAGCCAAGCUCAAGGAAGUCGGCGCGGUGUUCCCAGACUCCUUCGUCGAGAAUGUGGACCGUCUCAUCCUGAGCAUGCACCCCAAGUACAAGAAGAAGCACAAGUCGUCCAAGGGGAAGGAAAGGCGUUGGAAGGGGAGCUGUCGGAGCAGGACAAAAAGAAGCGGAUGCUGCCCGGGCUGGCGAUGAAGGACACGGAACCCGUGCCGCUCCCGGAUGAUGUGUUUCUGCAGGAGCUUGGGGACCUCGUUGCGGGCAGGAAGAGGCCGGCCGACUCGGAACGGUCUCCCAAACGACAGCGACGUGGUCGCUCCACUUCCCCGAGGAGACGAAGUCCCAGUCCGCCUCGAGGCGGGUACGGGCGGAACCAGGGCAGGAAUGAGAGACGCACGCUGGAUGACCGACCCGUGUUGUACAAGAUCUACGACGGCAAGGUGUCGGGCAUUCGCGACUUUGGGGCUUUUGUGACACUCGAAGGUGUCAAUGGACGGACAGAAGGCAUGAUCCAUAUAUCUAACAUACAAACUGGACGUGUUAACUCUGCGUCCGAUUUCCUCAGUCGCGGUCAACCGGUCAAAGUCAAAGUCAUGAGUCUCGCCGGAAACCGGAUCGGUCUCUCGAUGAAGGACGUCGACCAAGUGACCGGUCGUGAUCUCUCACCACACCUCAAGAUCCAGACGGAGGCUGAGAUGAUUGAGCAGGAGCAAAAACGCAUGUCGUAUGCGUCCUCAGGCGCCAACGCUGUCCCUCUUCGAUCGGGGAACGACCGCCCCGUCAAUGACGCACCUAUCCGCUCCGCCAAGCGCCUAACCUCACCUGAGCGAUGGGAGCUCAAACAGCUCAUAUCCUCCGGUGCACUGGACGCGUCUGAGUAUCCCGAACUCGACGAAGACCUGCACAACCCCGCCGUUCGGGGCGAGAUCGACGAAGAGUUGGAUGUCGAAGUGCGAGAAGAAGAGCCACCGUUCCUUGCGGGGCAGACUAAGCGCACGCUGGAGCUCAGUCCGGUGAAGAUCGUCAAGGCGCCAGAUGGGUCGCUGAAUCGUGCUGCACUGAGCGGGGCGUCGCUGGCCAAAGAACGGAGAGAACUGCGCCAGCAUGAAGCCAACGAAGAAGCCGAUUCGCAUGCCAGGGACUUUACCCAACCGUGGCUCGAUCCGAUGGCGACUGAUGCGGACAAGAUGUUUGCUCAGGAUAUGCGCGGCAACCUCAAGGGCCAGCGGGCGAGCGAAGUCCCGAAGUGGAAGGAGUCGACGUUCAACAAGGCGACGACCUUUGGAGAGAUAACCAAUCUCAGCAUUCAGGAUCAGCGCAAGAGUCUGCCGAUAUUCAAGCUACGGGAGCAGUUGCUGGAAGCCGUAGCCAAGCAUCAAGUCCUCAUUGUCAUUGGAGAAACCGGAUCAGGGAAGACCACACAAAUGGUGCAAUACCUUGCUGAGGCCGGGUAUGCCGAAAAAGGCCGCAUUGGCUGCACCCAGCCACGUCGUGUGGCAGCCAUGUCGGUUGCCAAACGUGUGGCCGAGGAAGUCGGGUGCCGUCUGGGCCAAGAGGUUGGGUACCUGAUCCGUUUCGAGGACUGCACGAGUCCCGACACCCGGAUCAAGUACAUGACCGAUGGGAUGCUGCAGCGCGAGUGUCUCAUCGACCCGCUGUGCAGUCAGUACUCGGUGAUCAUGUUGGACGAGGCCCACGAGCGGACCAUCUCGACAGACGUUCUCUUUGGUUUGCUGAAGAAAACUAUCAAGCGACGUCCUGACAUGAAGCUGAUCGUGACAUCCGCCACGCUCGAUGCGGAAAAGUUCUCCAAGUACUUUUUCGGAUGUCCCUUGUUCACGAUUCCUGGUCGGACCUAUCCUGUGGAGAUCUUGUACACCAAGGAUCCCGAAAGCGACUAUCUAGAUGCCUCGCUCAUCACGGUGAUGCAGAUCCAUCUCUCGGAACCUCCCGGCGACAUUCUGCUCUUUCUGACUGGGCAGGAGGAGAUCGACACGGCGUGCGAGAUCCUGUUCGAGCGCAUGAAAGCGCUGGGCCCCAAAGUCCCUGAGCUGAUCAUCCUGCCCAUCUAUUCCGCUCUGCCCUCGGAGGUGCAGUCGCGCGUGUUCGAGCCCACGCCACCGGGUGCGCGGAAGGUGGUCAUCGCCACGAACGUCGCGGAGACCAGUCUGACGAUCCCGGGCAUCUACUACGUCGUGGACCCGGGCUUCGUGAAGCAGAGCGCGUACGAUCCGAGGCUGGGCAUGGACUCGCUCGUGGUGAUGCCCAUCUCGCAGGCCCAGGCCCGGCAGCGUGCCGGCCGCGCCGGCCGCACAGGGCCCGGGAAGUGCUAUCGGCUGUACACCGAGGCUGCGUUCCGCAACGAGAUGCUGCCGAACUCGGUGCCCGAAAUCCAGCGGACGAACCUUUCGUCGACGAUCCUCCAGCUGAAGGCCAUGGGGAUCAACGACCUGCUGAGCUUCGACUUCAUGGACCCGCCGCCGGCGGACACGAUGCUGACGGCGCUCGAGGCGCUGUAUGCGCUGUCGGCGCUCGACGACGAGGGGCUGCUGACGCGGCUGGGGAGGAAGAUGGCUGACUUUCCGAUGGACCCGGCGCAGGCCAAGAUGGUCAUCGCCUCUGUCGACCUCGGGUGCUCGGAGGAGAUUCUGUCGAUCGUGGCGAUGCUGUCCGUGCAGACGGUGUUCUAUCGCCCCAAAGAGAAGCAGGGCCAGGCGGACCAGAAGAAGGCGAAGUUCCACCAGCCGGAGGGCGACCACCUGACGCUGCUGACGGUCUACAACGGCUGGAAGCAGGCCAACUUCUCGAAUCCGUGGUGCUACGAGAACUUUAUCCAGGCACGGAGCAUGCGGCGGGCGCAGGACGUGCGGAACAGCUGCUCGGGAUCAUGGACCGCUACAAACACUCGAUCCUGUCCGCCGGGCGCGACUACAACACCGUGCGCAAGGCGAUCUGCUCCGGGUUCUUCCGGAAUGCAGCGAAGAAGGACCCGCAGGAGGGCUACAAGACGCUCGUCGAGGGCACGCCGGUGUACAUCCACCCGUCGUCCGCGCUGUUCAACCGGAACCCCGAGUGGCUCGUGUACCACGAGCUGGUGCUGACCACGCGCGAGUACUGCCACAACGUGACCGCGGUCGAGCCCAAGUGGCUCGUCGAGGUCGCGCCGCAGUUCUUCCGCGUCGCGGACGCGAACAAGAUCAGCAAGCGCAAGAAGCAGGAGAAGAUCGAGCCGCUGUACAACAAGUACGAGAAGCCGGAUGAGUGGAGGCUGUCCAAGGCGAAGAGCAGCGCCCGUUCGAGCCAGACGUUUGGUUAGCCAGUUAUGUAUGUAGAACAUGUGCAAUUAUGCGUGAAACCCGCCCUCGGCCACCGAGAAAGAUAUUGCUGGGAGCUGAUCCUGAACCACAUCGUGUGUGAGCUGACUGACCGCGCGGGCUCAAGGAGGAAGGCUAUCAAUACAAUCAGGAGUAAGUGCGCAUCAUCUUCCACCCAGGCGCUGCUCGAGCUCCAUAUGAUCCGAAUCUGCGAGCACAAGUCAAGGCUAGAAGGAGACAGACAAGCCCUUGGGCGCACAAUAUCCGGUACCAGCGGUGUUCGCCGUCUCGGCCUGGCUUACAUACGUCGAAAAGACACCAUGGGCCGGAGCAUCGGUCCCGCUUCCCAGAGACAUGCUUGUGGUUCCGGUGCCGUGCGAUGCCGGCAUUUUCUGGAGUCCUGGGUCGCGCAGGUUGAGCAUCAGCCGGGAUAUCAUGACAGAGGAUAUCCUGUGCUGGCGUUAGCUGCACCGAAGGAGCCGUAGAGUAGACGACGACGACGUACGUGCUGGUGAAUGUGGCGAGCACACCCUUGGUAUAGGGCUGUUGGUUGCAAGAUGAGCAGGCGACUAGGAAAUCGGAUGUGAACAUAAUAUCCACCUUGCCCAUCUGCGCAACAUUAGCUUCCGGCGUGACGCAUGAAGAGGCCCAACGCUUACGAAGAAGGUCAGGAUAUUGGCGACGUUGAUGAGAACCAUAACGCUGCAACCAUCAAGCACAGAACGCAUCGACACGAAAGCCGAACGCACCCGAAAUAGAUCGCACCUGGGAAGACACACUCAGAAGCUGAUCGACGAGACGAGAAACGCACCCGCAACGCACCAUCACGAAGCAGCACCGUCAAUAAUUGGAAGCCCAGCGCCCGCCGACGGCUCAGCGCGCGGUACAGCGUCAGCACGAAGAUCACGCAGUCGAACAGCAUCAUGCUGGACCACGCGAUCGCAAGCCCCGCGGCCCUGCAAGUCGUCGUCCGCGUCAGCCCCGGCGGUGGGUUGCAUCUCAGCACGGACAGCACGUACUGGGAACGGGUGACACCAGCCGCGCACCCGCGGUCCAGAUCGAGCGGCGGCAUCUUGACAUCGGCGGCCGUCGUCGGGCCUGCUACGACAGCCCACUGGCGCAGAAUGAUUCAGCCAGCAGGCGGGGGCAGGAGGAGGAGGAGCGGAUGCCCAGCGGACGCACGUACCACGGCCACAGCGAUGACCAGGGCCGCGACGCCCACGACGAACCCGAGCACGCGCCUACUGCGUUCGUAGAGGGCGUAGGUCCGGAGAAUCAGCAUGACUGGGGACGCAGUCAACAAUUCCGUGGGACGGGCAGCAGGGGGGGACACAGGACACACCCCCGAUGAUGAUCUGGAUGACCAGCGAGAAGAAGCUGUGGUACAUUUCCAGCACGUCGCAUCUACGGACCAGGGUUCAUUCCAGCAUCCUAUGCAAAUACAGAUAACACACGGGUGCUGACUCACAUCUACUGGGACGAGACGACGACGCAGUCAGUUCACCCAAGCCCUGCCGCGCGAGCGAUCCGCCACGCACCGCGAAUUUCCGCGGCGAGCUCUCCGCGGCCCAGAAGUUCUGCAUCACCACCGGGACCAUCCCGAACAACGUCCCGUACCGGUUCAGGAAGAAGAGGACGCUGGGGGCCGUGCACCGCAGCCCCCAGUACCGCGCGACCUCCCAUUCGAGCGUGAGGACGUAGUCGUAGUACAGGAGCGCUGCAAGGCGCGUCACGGCGCGUCAACACACACACACACAUGGCACCAGACGCGGGACGCACUGAACGACACGAGGCUGCUGUAGUAGUUCCAGUUUCUGCGCGCAGACAGACGGGUCAGGUUCGGAUGGGGCGCUGGGGGAGAGGUAGGGCGCGCACAGUUGCUCCUGGGUAUCUGCAGCGCUCAUCGGGCGCCAAAGGACAUGGAAGGGCACGGCAGGCAAGCAAGCGGGGUCAGCUUUCACGGGGCCACAUCGAUGUACUGUGGCGCCGAGUAAACCCUGCCGCGGAAGAAGCACCUCACGUGGCUGGCCAGCCAAUCGGGUGCAUGGACCGUUCCUUCCGGUUACGUAACAGUUCUUCUCGACUUUUUGAUCACUUGAUCGUCGUCGUCAAUCCUAUCAUAGAACUCGUACUUGGAGGAAAUGGAUUAAAAAAUGUUGCCUGG